UUUUUUUCGUUUGAAUCAGGAAUGCAAGUCUAAGUAAUUAACUAUCAGUGUUUGUUCUUGGUUGUUUUUUCUUAGAUUCAAUUGGAAUGACUAAGAAAGCUGCUACUCCGAUGAGAAAUACAGGUAUAGAACCCGAAUGUGCGAUUCCUAAUUUUUCUUUGGGAAUUUCUCAACAUGAAACUGCCAUUGCAGGCUCUUAUGCUGAGAAUCGUUCAAAAAGAAUUAACGAUCCUAGGCGUUCUAAGGAAUAUGUUGAUUCGAAGAGUAAACAACAAGAAAAAUUGAAAAAUGUUUCUCAAAUGGAGAAACAAAAGAAGAGAAAGGCUGGUGACAAUGUUGUUAAUGUUAGGGGCAAAAAAAUUGCUAAAGCCAAACGUAAUGUGGAUGAGGAUGAUGAUGAAGAGGUAUCUAAAUUUUUGGUUACCAAGCACCCUGCUGUGGCACCAUCUAUGUGUAGAUACACGAAUGUUAAUGUAAUGCAAGAUAUUAGAGGCAAACUAACAGAUCCACAGAUGGAUAUGUUUAGGAAUUCUUGUUUUGGUAAAUAUCUUAGAAUGCAGCAAUUGGAUGUACAAGCACAAAUUUUUCGGUGCUUUAUGGUCAAAGAACUUAGGGGCAGUACAUAUAGGUGCUUUACAUUUGAAAUAAAUGGUAAAGUUCUGCGUUUUGGCCUUAGAGAAUUUGCACUGAUCACUGGGCUAGAUUGUGUAUCUGAUGAAAAUGAUUUUGUUUAUGAUAACUCAAAACUGAAUAGGCUUAUGGUUGAGUAUUUUGGUAGAAAUCAGGAGAACCAAUUGCCAGUUAAAAGACAUGAGCUUAUUGAGUGUUUCAACAAGACUGUCUGGGAUGAUAAAGGGGAUGACGCAGUCAAGAUGACAAUAUUGUAUUUCAUAAAUACGUGGGUACAUUGUGGUGAGCCGAACUCAACAAACAUACCAAGGAUCCAUUUUGAUGUUGUAGAGGACGGGAGAUAUAAUGAGUAUCCUUGGGGUAAAGAUUCGUUUAGAGAGUUGGUUGUAAGCAUCGGACAGAAAUAUGCUGGUUUUAAGAAAUAUUAUAGGAUUCAUGGUUUGCCGCUUGCUAUGCAAGUAUGGUUGUAUGAAUGUUGCUCAAAAGUCCCGUCCACCAUUGCAGUUAAGACGGGGAAUUUAAUUCCUAGAAUUUUGAACUGGCGGACUACGGAAGGAAAACCAGAAUUCAAGAGAUUGAUGGAUGGCAUGUUCAGAGACGAUAAAAAUCCGGUAAAACAGUCUUUUAACAGUUUUGUGUCUUUUACCAUUUAACUGU
Lycium barbarum (goji berry) is the source of this 1287-nucleotide messenger RNA. RefSeq lists its product as uncharacterized. The record is from RefSeq and is a predicted model, not a curated record. Bases 87 to 1283 code for a protein of 398 amino acids. The transcript has 2 exons. Lineage: Eukaryota; Viridiplantae; Streptophyta; Magnoliopsida; Solanales; Solanaceae.